Molecule: messenger RNA, 646 nt
Organism: Phytophthora infestans T30-4
Lineage: Eukaryota; Oomycota; Peronosporomycetes; Peronosporales; Peronosporaceae
Exons: 1
Coding region: 1-420 (139 amino acids)
Source: RefSeq, a predicted model, not a curated record
AUGGAAGAUACGCUCAAGGACCCGCCACUUUCUGACUGGCAGUCCGAAUUUCCCGUGGGCGAGAGCAAUGGGAUAGCUUCGCGGGAACUACACAGAUGCAGAAUUGGACGGGACCGUGCAAGCGCUACUAGCUGGGGCCACGAAGAAGGCAACCAGCGAUAUCGCAUAGUACCCCCAGAUGCACGUGACUGCAGCACGCAAGGUAUCCCUUGCGCCGUGACCCGUCGCCUCGCUCGCCACAAGAAGAGGGAGCAAGUCUCCGCGACUGGGUUAUUGGGCGGCAACAGGUUGGGUAUCCUGUCAGCUGUAGAUAAAUUCUUGAGAGGGCACAACAAGUGGCACAAUUGGUGGUCUUCAAGCAUCAGACGUGGUGCGACAGGCGUUUCUGAUCCGGCCAGCAUCGCCACUAAGCACAAGUAAAAGGAAACGUAAGAGUACAGGUGGUAGAAUUCUGACGCUUAAGCUUCUCGGAGAAGAGAAAGUAUCCAGCAAGUGUGACAAGAAAAAUAAGCGAGCUCCGAGACGAGCGAGCAGAGAAACUGCGGUAUUACCCGCGAUCGAGAUCCAGUACGCGAUGACCGCGCUACAUGCUGUUGAGCCUGCGAUUGAGACGCACCUGUGAUUGAGAAGCACCCGGUGAUAAAGG